Molecule: messenger RNA, 8804 nt
Organism: Bombina bombina (fire-bellied toad)
Lineage: Eukaryota; Metazoa; Chordata; Amphibia; Anura; Bombinatoridae
Gene: NPAS3
Product: neuronal PAS domain protein 3
Exons: 10
Coding region: 131-2632 (833 amino acids)
Biological process (GO): regulation of transcription by RNA polymerase II
Molecular function (GO): protein binding; RNA polymerase II transcription regulatory region sequence-specific DNA binding; DNA-binding transcription factor activity, RNA polymerase II-specific
Source: RefSeq, a predicted model, not a curated record
UGCACGUUCGCGGCGAGGGAAAGAAAACUUUGAAUUCUACGAAUUAGCCAAACUGCUCCCUCUUCCUGCAGCCAUUACUAGUCAGCUGGACAAGGCAUCCAUCAUCCGUCUGACCAUCAGCUACCUGAAGAUGAGAGACUUCGCCAACCAGGGAGACCCCCCUUGGAACCUGCGCAUGGAAGGGCCGCCUCCAAAUACCUCUGUGAAAGGGUCCCAGAGGAGAAGAAGUCCAAGCUCUCUGGCUAUUGAUGUGUUUGAUUCACAUUUGGGAAGCCACAUCCUUCAGUCUCUGGACGGAUUUGUAUUUGCACUAAACCAAGAAGGAAAAUUUUUGUACAUUUCGGAGACUGUGUCCAUCUACCUUGGCUUGUCUCAGGUGGAGCUUACAGGGAGCAGCAUGUUUGAUUAUGUGCACCCGGGGGACCAUGUGGAGAUGGCAGAGCAGCUUGGCAUGAAACUUCCCCCAGGUCGGGGACUUCUUUCUCAUAGUGCCAAUGAUGAUGGAGCCAGCUCAGCAUCCUCAUCCUCACAGUCUGAGACUCCAGAGCCUGUGGAGUCUGCCAGCCCUGGGACUCUCCCUCAGGAUAACACGUUAGAGCGUUCCUUCUUUAUUCGCAUGAAAUCCACUCUGACCAAGAGAGGUGUUCACAUCAAAUCUUCGGGUUACAAGGUGAUUCAUGUGACAGGACGGCUUCGGCUCCGCGUGUCUUUGUCUCAUGGACGUUCUGGUUCUGGCCAGGUGAUGGGUCUCGUAGUUGUUGCUCAUGCGCUUCCUCCCCCAACAAUCAAUGAAGUCCGAAUUGACUGCCACAUGUUUGUAACCCGGGUCAACAUGGACCUCAAUAUUAUAUACUGUGAAAAUAGAAUCAGCGAUUAUAUGGACCUCAAUGCUGUGGACUUGAUGGGCAAGAGAUGCUAUCACUUUAUUCAUGCUGAGGAUGUAGAGGGUAUCAGGCACAGCCAUUUGGAUUUGCUAAACAAAGGGCAAUGUGUGACCAAGUAUUACCGCUGGAUGCAGAAGAAUGGGGGCUACAUUUGGGUGCAGUCCUGUGCUACCAUCGCCAUCAAUGCCAAGAAUGCCAAUGAGCGCAACAUCAUUUGGGUUAACUACAUACUCAGCUUGCAAGAAUACAAGGACACCCCAAUGGAUAUUGCACAGCUUCCGCACUUGCCUGAAAAGACAUCAGAAUCUUCAGAGACAUCUGACUCGGAUACAGACUCCAAGGAUAAUUCAGAAGACAAUGAGAACCCCAAGUCAGAUGGUAAGGGCAAUCUUUCAGAGCAGAGUGAGGAUCCAGAGCCCGACCGCAAGCAGCCAGGACCACACUCAGAUCCUGAUAUGAACUGUGAUGAGGACGCCAACAGCUCCAGCGAUGCUUGCAGUGAGGAAAGUGAAGAGAGUGAGGACUGUGAGCUUAGGAAGGCAGAAGAAGAAAUGGAACAAGGUGGACUUGGACCUCUUGGAGGCAUAAGUGCACUUGGGGCAAUGGGCCCUAUGCACAUCAAGGUGGAAAGAUACACUGAGAGUGAGACAGAUGUGCAUGGACCAGAGUCCCUGAGUUCUGACAGUGCUAAGGACUCUGAAAGUGUAGAAGAGGAGGAGGAUGAAGAGAGGGGAGUACGAGUCACUGGGUUGUUGAGCAGACACCAGAGAAGAAAAAGGAGGCGGAGAAAUGGUGCUGGGCCUUGCGGAGGGCGCAGGAGGCGUCUUUCUGGUGGCUCUAGUCCAGGAGGUAUAGAAAGUGCAUUGGGAGAUCCCCCAAGAUUGCUUCCCACCAGCCCUCCUCCCACAGGCAGCUGCUCUUCUUCCUCUGUGUUGAAAAUUAAAACGGAAAUGUCAGAGCCAAUUAACUUUGAUAAUGACAGCAGCAUUUGGAAUUUUCCCCCAAACCGUGAGAUCUCUCGCAAUGAAUCCCCCUACAGUAUGACCAAGCCUCCUACAGGGGGUGAGCACUUCUCUCCUUCUCCCUCUUCUGCUGCUGCCCCCCCAGCCCUCCAUGUCUCCAUCCCGGACUCUGUUCUCACACCCCCAGGAGGGGCAGAGGGAGCCGGACGUAGUAAAUCUCAGUUUGCUGGACCCUCAGGUGGCCUGGCUCCAGUCAACUCAGACCCCCUGUCCCCUCCACUGUCUGCCUCCCCCAGAGAGAAGCUCCCCCAGUCAGGUGGUCCCUCUAAUUCCCUACUGUAUGCAGGGGAGCUGGAGGCUCUACAGAGGCUUCAGGCAGGCAAUGUGGUCUUGCCUCUAGUGCACCGCGUGGCAGGAACACUAGCGGCCACAGGAAGCAGUGGACAGAGGGUGUACACUACGGGCACCAUCCGCUAUGCCCCAGCAGAGGUAACACUAGCCAUGCAGGGCAAUCUCCUCCCAAAUGCCCACCCUGUGAACUUUGUAGAUGUGAAUGGCCCGGGCUUUGGACUGGACCCUAAAACCCCUAUGGAGAUGUUGUAUCAUCACGUGCAUCGGUUAAAUAUGUCUGGGCCAUUUGGAGGAGCUGUCACAGGCGCUGGCCUCACCCAGGUGCCUGCCGCCAGCGUCUUUACCACUGCUGAGGGUAUUUUCUCCUCCCUCCCAUUCCCAGUAUACAGCAAUGGUAUUCACUCAGCACAGACUCUAGAACGGAAAGAGGACUGAGAGACCAGAGGAAAUGAUUGAGAGAUGGAGGAGGAGAAGGACAGACUUCAGAGAGUACUGGAGAAAGGACAUUAUAAUGGAAUGUAGAUGAAUGUACUGGUAUGAGGGGCAGCUUAAAACUGCCCUUAAGUCUCCUCCACUGUUGUCUAAUCCAAAGCCGUUAUGGGAGGGGGUCUUUCCAAGUCAGUCAAAUGUGUAAUGAUCCUCCUCAAAGCAUUCUGGGACCAGAAGCACUGUCUUCCGCACCACACUUCACGGCUGCAAAGUAUCCCAGUCCCUUCUCCCAUUUUGCGGCUUUGGUUUAGGUAACCGGUACCUCUCAUGGGGACCGCGGCACUGUGCCCGCUGCUCCGUUGUUUUGAGGAAGGGGCAGCGGCUGUGUUCUGAUCCUUUACAACCUAAAAUAUUCCAGCACUUUGACUCACAUCUAGAAUUGCCCCUGGAAUCCUUAACGAGCCCCCUCAUCCCCUCUUUUAACCCCCCCUUUAACAAUGUUCCAAGGUAUAGAUCACAGGUUCCCAUUUAGAUUGUUUCUUUGUGAUUUUGGGAUCUGUCCCUCCUUACUGCUUGAGUUUAUAGAGAUUAAUACAUUUGCUGCCCGAGGGACCACAUUGGCAGUGCACUGUAAGGGGUUCAUACUACUUGCACUACAGUUUACUAUAACUUCUUUGUCCUGAAAUGACUGCUCUGUAAUAUGUCCCUAGCCCCUACAGCACUAUAAGGGUAAAACAGGCUCUAAGAUUGGUGUGGAUUAAUGAACCAAGAUACCUUGCCACAUGGCAUUUGUCCCUGUAUUUAUUAACAUACACAUACAUGCGUGUCACAUGCAGGAAAGAAAGUACUUCCCAUCCAAAACUCUCACCCAUUACAAGGUGGGUUUUAUCUACAAUUUUCUUUCCUACAACACAAAAGUGAUAGGCAGAAUAGUUUGUAGGAAAUAGUAACUAUUCAAGUCAAUGUGUAAACUGUUUGCCAGGUCUGAGAGAGGCACAGCCCUAUUAAGUUGUCUAACUCAUGUCUACUUAUGACCAGAUGUCCCAGGGCUCUGUGCCAUAUUGCAAGCACACUAAAUGUAGUGCCUGUGAAAUAAAUACCUCCUAUACUGCAAUUAAAUACUUCUCAGUCUCUCAUCCUAAAUAGGCCACUAUGGAAAUAUAAGGAUUAUAGGAAAAGUUUAGGGUAUCUGUUUUUUUUCUCUGUUUGAAUGACUUAUCUGCCUCCUUGCAUAGGAUAUUAUAACUAAUAGAGAAUGGGGAAUGUUAAUUAUUUGAUGCUCAAAGAACCUAAUCUUCAAAAAUCAGGAGACAAAUGGGAUUUUUUGUUUUGUUUAUAGUGAGCUGAAGCACUUGAAUGGUUAACUGAUCAUGUUAGCAAAUUGAUCACAAUCCUUUAGGAAAUCUUAUCAAAUUAUUUAUCUACAAAAAUCCCCAUAUACUUUAAUAGUGAAUUUUGUAGAAAAAUAAUUAGAUAAACCUUUCUAAACGAUUUGGAUCUACCUCAUGGUUAGAAGGUGUUGGUAUAGGACCUAUAAUAAGGAAGGCUAUGAGCAGCAGUAGUGAGAGGAUUUAAAUGAUCAGGGUGAACUGGCGUUAGGGUGUGAGUUAUAUGCAUACAUGGGAAUUAUCACACUGAGCACACCUUAAAGGGACAUGAAACACAAUUUUUCUUUGAUGAUUGAGAUAGAGCAUGUGAUUUUAAACAACUUUCCAAUUUAUCUCUAUUAUCUAAUUUGUUUUGUUCUCUUUGUUGAAAAGCUCAAGAGGUGCUGAUUGGUGGCUGCACAUACAUGCCUCAUGUUAUUGGCUCACCGAUGUGCACUGCUGUUUCUUCAACAAAGGAUAACAAGAGAAUGAAGCAAAUUAGUUAGAAGUAAAUUGGAAAGUUGUUUAAAAUGAAAUAUUCUAUCUAAACUUUAUCAUAAUAUAAAAAUUUGGUUUCAUGCCCUCUUUAAGUCUUGGAGGGAAGUAAACACUUUUGUUUUCAAAGUACAGCUUUGAAUUAGCCACAAACUCACACUCAAACAGACAAAAACACCCCCAGACCUGACAUUUUCACUAAUUUACAUAUACAGGAACAUCGGUCAACACUUUAAUACCCAUUUGAGGCUUAGAGAUGGACUAUUACAUUCAGAAUAAUGGACUGUGACAUUCCAGAGACCCAUAUACAAAGAGAUUCCUGUACACACUACUUUUCAGAACAACAUUUUGUACAUCAUUGGCCUAUAUAUUCUUAAUAACAAGCCUUAGAACAGGUAUAUAACCAGCUAUCCCAAGAGACAGGUAUAUGGCUAGGAACACAAAUAAAUAGGUGAGAUAUCUGACCAGUCAUUCCUUAUAUAUAUAUAUGCUGCAAGUAUAAAGCCAAUAAUCAUAAUUAUUCAUAGUCACCAUCUUUCAUAACUUUAUCCCCUUUUAGUUUGCUUAUUUUAUGGUAUUCCCUGUGAAUGUUUACAGGCUCCAUCUCUAAUUUUGUAUUGCCCUCUGUUUUUUGUACCCAUUGCUCUGUCACUUAACACCACCAACCUGUUGUGUGUCCAGCUAGUCAUUUUGUGUUUUAUUUCCUCUGGAUCCCCUUCUGAUUUUAUUUUUACUGAUUUUGCUGCUGCCUUCUCUGAGCCGACCAUUUUGUGAAGAGAGAUAGGAGAAGUUAGGAUAGUUAAUAAUGAAUUUGUAUUAGGAGUUUAGAGGAUUUGCUACGUAUAGCAAACUGGAGAACAUUAUAACGAGCUGCUUAAGAAAAAAAGGAAUCACUUAAGAUUCUGAGAAAAACAUGACUUUGGGUUAUGCUUAUAGUAAAUCUAAUGUUGAAUGUCAGUGAUCAUUGUUACCUCAUCUCUAAUAUUAGGGAGAAUUUAAAGGUGUAUUAUGAAGGAUAAAACAGCUAGGGAUUAUGUUAUAUGUUUAUUUAAAGCAAUUAGCACAAAAUAAGAUGUUGCACUGUUUAGUAAAGAGUUCUGCCAGCUCUGUGUAUAUGACUAAAACGUUUGUGGUGUCUGUAAUACGUUCUUUUAUAAUGGUGGAGUUUCAGACGUCAUAUUUGUUAAUGAAUGUAUCAUAGUUUUGCAAUGGUAGGAAGCGCCAGUGCUCAAGUGCCAAUCAGUGUCUGUAAUAUUACCAAGAUAAUCAUUGUCAUCCUUAAAUAUAUGCUGCUGACUUACCAUGUAUGAUUAAAAUGCAUUAUUACAUUAAUCUGUAUAGUAAUAUCAAGAGGGGUGUGAACGUUGUAGCAGGGGAGACAUUGCAGAGCUCUGAAAUGCCCCAAACAAAAUCUGUGAACAUCCUUUGAGUCAUUGAAUCAUAGACUAGUGUAAUGUGACUCUAAAUUGAAAGUUGUCACUGUUCCCCUGUAUGAUAAUGUAUCAUUACAGGUGGAAUAAAGUAAAUCUAAAGCUUACCCAGUUUCCUCAGGGGUUAUUUACCCAUAAGCCAACUACUCCCAUACCUAAGGUAGCAUCAGUUGAGGAGGCAGCAGAAAUCACUUGGGACUAUUUAACAUAAAGUAUCUUUAUUGCUUUAACCUUUUGUUGUAAUGACACCCCACAUAGUACAUGUGCAAAAUAACCUAGCUACUGUCAUCUAGCAAAGUGGAAGAGAAGCCUCAGUGUGGGGGAAGUAGAUAAAAAAAUAAGUUGUAGAGGUGUUAGAUGAGGCGUAGGCUAAUAUAAAUCCUAAACAUGUUCCUCAUCCAGCUUCACCUUAAUAACCCCUCCAGUGCUUCACUCAUUGCAGCAAUCUUACCUCUUUCUUUAAGUGCUAGAAUGUCUCCAGUAUCAAGGCGGCAGCUAUAAGGGCAUUCCAUAUAGAGGGAGGAGUCUUUCAAAUUUCAGAUUACAAUACUAGCUCUCAUGUCCCACUUGAUCGUUACAUGUCCCUAGCAGGGGUCUCUAGAAAUUUACAGCAGUGUUAUUAACCUAUCCCCUAUGUUUGCCCCUUAUUUUUUAUUUCAUUCUUUCCCUGUAUGUGCCGUAAUGUCACACUACGCUUUCAAAUCCACGUUCAGAACCAGUUCUACUUGAGAAUGAAAUAUAUGUUAUAUAUCCACAAAUAUAUAUUUAUAUAUAUAUAUCUAUCCCAGUAUGGAGGGGGGAUUACAACAAAAUUGAAAAGUGAAUUGCUAACAAGACAGAGAGAAAAAAACUUUUUCCAACUUAAUGGAAAAUUAAAAAGGGGGAUUUUUUCUAUUUCCUUUUUUUCCCGUCCAUGUGGCAGCUUAUCUGUAAACAUCCAAUACCAGGUGUGAGACUCUGUAUCGUGUUGCUUUGUGUAUAAAAAAAAAGUCAAAAAAGGAAAAUGGUAAAAAAAAAAAAGGAAAAAAAUUUCCAAGUGUCUUUCUAGCUGUCAGUCUCAUUCCAAUUUCAGCGUGUUACAAUAUACAGUAUAUUCUAAGCUAAUGUGAGUGUUGAUAUCUGUCGUCUUUCUCUGUGCUAUGAAAUCUGUAGUCCGGUCUGUCACGUUCUUUACUCCCUGUGUGUCAGUGAAUCGGUGGUACCUGGGGGCUCGUGGAUGUUCGUAUAGUGGCAACACUGCUUUCACUGUCAGUACACCCUAUGGGUAAUUUUGCUCUUUAUUUUUUGAUUUGCCAAUCGCUUUUACUGUUGUGAAAUUUCAAUACUGUCUUAACUACUGUUCUGUAACUUCACCUGUGUCCUGUGUCCGUCUCUCCCAUAAAAACCUUUCCAAAAGGAAGCCUGCAUAUGUUGUGUGAGAGAGGGAAGGGCGUUGCCAUGUUUUCUCUUUGCCAUGUUUUCUCACAUUGUCCAUCCAUUUCCGGGGCACUUUUAUCUCUACAGAGAGCCUGGAAAUGGGUGUAAACAAUAGUGGGUUUUACAACUAUCUAUGUUCUCUUUUAUACACAUACACAAUACAUGCAUGCACCACUGUCUCUGGCAGAGGACAAGUCAAUAAUAAAUCUGAGAUUUCCCCCCAUUAAAAUUAAUGCUAACGUUCAAUAUCUUUAUAUAUCAUUAACCCAUUUUAUGUUGUGGUCUCCUUAAUGUUUUCUCCACUUUGACAAUAAAAUAUAUACAUCAUUUUUAAAUCAAGCAUUUUUCGACUUUCAUUUGGAUGCAUUAUUUCCAUACAGUUUGGCACGUGACAAUACGUAGUCUCAUUUUACUUACUCCCCUCGAGUGUCUUACUGCACUGACAGAAAUAUGCCAGGGCCCCUGUGGCCCUCUUUCUACAAGUUUCCAUUUUGAUAUGUCCAGAAGGCAACAAUUCUUAUUUUCUUGUUAAUACUAAAUCUCUGCCAGAGAACAGACCAGUAACCCCAGGGUCUAGAUGUAUCUGGAGCUAGAACCUAUACAUCUAUGGAGUUACAUUCUAGUAUAACUCCUUUCUUUUAAGAAGGACAAUGUGGCUGAACACAUUAAUACCUAUAAUGUCUCACUUCAAAGGUUUGCAUUUUAUCCCUUGUCUUCCAUCUUUGUUUCCUGUUUUAUUUUUUCUUCCAGUUUCUUUUUCUGUUAUGUUUUUUUAUUUCUGGAAUUUUUAAAAAUAAAUGUUUGUGUUGUGUCAAAAGAUUAAAAAAUAAUAAUAUUAAUAAUAUUAAUAAACUAUUGAAAAAUUCUGGUUAUUUCAGUUAAGCGAAUUUAACAGCUGCUUUCAAAAUAAAUUGUCUGACAAUUUGCAAAAAGAAUGACAAAAAAAGUCAUUUUUUAUUUGUGACAAUGUGUCUGUGUUUUUAACUAUUUCUUGUACAAUAAUAAGAGAUCUUUAUGAGGUUGGUGCCAUGUUUGGUGAAUAUAUAAAAGGAAGAAAGGAGAAAUAAUAUAAAAUAGAAAGAACUGUUCCUGUGAACCUAAGCAGUGUUACCAACUUAAACGUUAAAAAAAAUACAUAUUAUAUAUAUUAAAACGUUUAAAAAGUGCGAAAGUUAUGGGUACGUUUUAUUGUGUUUUAAAAACUAACUCAGUUUAACUCGACGUGCCUCAUCUGUUGUAUAAAAAAGAGAGAACAUUAUUUUUCCAUUAACCAUCAAAUUAAUAAGGUGCAGAAAAAUGGUGAAAUGAGCAAAAAAUCUGUACAUAAUUUCAUUUUUUUUAAAACAAGGUUCUUUUUAUACUUUUGUAGGCCUGCUUACACACCAUACAUACUGUCUUUUAUGUAAAUUAAUUUUUUGAUUCAUCUGGCAGGUACCAUUUUCAUAAUAAACUUUACAUUUUGGAUUUGUU